AUGUCUACACCAUCAAACACUACAAACAACGUCCCUGGACAGACUCAACAACCACCGCCCCACCAACAACCACGCAACGAUGACGGAGAAAAUGACUGGAAGUCACUCAAGUUCCGGGCCAAUCUGGCUCCAAAAGUUAAGGCUGCCUGUGAAUCCCUCAAGGAGGACGGGUCUAAUUAUGUCGACUGGGAAUUUCGCUUAUCAAAUUAUGUCAAGAACAUUACUGCCACUCGGAACUGGCUUACUGACGCCACCAUAGGACGGGCCGACACUGUUGGAGAUGUUGUUGUUCAGCAAAUGAUACAACACACCAUACCAACUGAAACUGCUCGAAAGGUGGAAGACUGCAACAGUGCCUUUGAUUCUAUGUCCUACAUCAAGUCACUCUUCUUUUUCCCUAGUUGUAGUGCUCACACGUCAAUGUUCAAAUCUAUCAUCAACGUCAAACUAACGGACAACAUGGACAUCAAUGAAUACUUCAGAAUCAUUAGAUCAAAAUUCAGCGACAUUAAACGUGCUGGUUUUGUCUGGAAUGAAGACUCGGUGAUGGGAAUGAUCUUUCAGACCGGUGUUCCUACUGAUUAUACCAACAUCAACAUUACGCUCAAUGCCCGGCUUUGUACUAAUCCAACCUCAGUUAUCUCUGCUAAAGAAGUGGAAGAAGCGAUUCGAGCCGAGAAGCAUAACAAACCGGAUGAGAUUGAGAUGAAUCAAUUGAAUCUGAGCAAUACUAAUCAGCACUCACCAAUGAACAUCAACGUGCUCUCACGACAGCAACGAAUACCAACUCCACGUCUUUUGCCUCAACCCCAGGCCAUUCAACGAACUGUGAAUCAGUCUAAUUACCGACAACGUGCUAACCCGAACUUCAGACCGCUCGCACCCCAACAGCGUGUUUACACCAACAACAACGUAAAUGCUGCGGUUCCAAUGACUCGUACAAACGCUCCACCCAACACUCAAGCCAAUUACCAGGCUGGGCCAAAAAGCUACCAAUGUUUUGCUUGUGGCAGCGCUGACCAUUGGGUCCGGGCCUUCCCAUACUAUCUCGAUGCCAACAACAAUGAAUUCACUGUCGAACCUGAUGAUGCCUAUCCCUUGGACAAUGGACCUACCGGUGAAGAUGACAAACCAAAUGGCAUAUGGGCCUCUGAAAGUCAUCUAACUGAGGAAUGGGAUAACCCGGAUGAAGGAGUGAGUGACACUGGUGCCACUCACAUGAUUACAGGUGACCUUAGCAGGUUGACUGACAUUCAUGUGCUCCACAGACCGAUCCCAAUCUCCGUGGCAACGAAGAACAAUAAAGCUUUUGUUACGGCUAAAGGAACCCUGCAUAUUCGUGCAGACGACGGAUCGUCCAUUCCUAUCAAGAACACCUACUAUUCACCAGCAGCACAAUGCACCCUUAUUUUGAUUCCAGAAAUUGUGGAAUCGGGAGGAUCUUGGAAAGGGAGCAAUGGUGCGAUGAGGCUGAGUUUCCCAUGUGGACGGACGGCUAGUGCUGUGUAUAAGAAUAGGAAGUGGGUCUUUUAUGUAAUGAAAGCAAAAGCAGUAUGUCCAGUGCCUAGAUCACCAGUGCGAGGUGACAACGCCGCUCCUUGUGAGGCUCCUCCCCCUUCCCAGUGUGACCGUCCUGUUAUCCCGUUCCCCUAUAACGCCCGCCGUCUUCCCCACGCAAUCAACAAUACUCCAUAUCACACUUCUACGCCUACUCAUUGA
Messenger RNA from Melampsora larici-populina 98AG31, 1719 nucleotides. RefSeq lists its product as uncharacterized. The transcript has 2 exons. The record is from RefSeq and is a predicted model, not a curated record. The coding region runs from base 1 to 1719 and encodes 572 amino acids. NCBI's taxonomy places the organism in Eukaryota, Fungi, Basidiomycota, Pucciniomycetes, Pucciniales, Melampsoraceae.